This is a messenger RNA of Strongylocentrotus purpuratus (purple sea urchin), 2644 nucleotides long. Its product is annotated as protein Abitram-like. Gene Ontology annotation, molecular function: actin monomer binding; actin filament binding. The record is from RefSeq and is a predicted model, not a curated record. Gene Ontology annotation, biological process: dendrite morphogenesis; regulation of actin filament polymerization; regulation of filopodium assembly. NCBI's taxonomy places the organism in Eukaryota, Metazoa, Echinodermata, Echinoidea, Camarodonta, Strongylocentrotidae. Bases 234 to 887 code for a protein of 217 amino acids. The transcript is spliced from 5 exons. Gene Ontology annotation, cellular component: dendrite; filopodium tip; lamellipodium.
CAACAACGAGGACACUAACAGCAACAAGAAAAGGAAGAACAAAAGCAAGAAGAAAUAAUGAGAAGAAGAAAGAAAACAAAAGAAAAAUAAGAAGGUGAUGAGGAGGAUGAGAUUUAGAGGCAGCAGAAGAAGAAGAAGACCCUGAGAUCAUAAACGAAGACGAGAAAGAAGAAAAAAGGGACAUAAUUUAACAUUUCGAGCAUGAUCAAUAACUUGUCUCGAUCAAAAGCCUGAUGUCGCCCUCUGCAGACAAAUACAAGUCAUUCAAAAUGGCAGCUUCCAUGGUGCAAAGUGUGACAGAAGACAAGACCAUCAAACAUGAGGUUUUCCCCUCUUUUCUCGAAAGAUAUUUCACUGCAAAAUAUCAGAUCGACACGAAUGGGAAAACAGCUGAAGACUUUUGCAUUCUCCAACAUUCCAACAAAAUAUGCGUGAUAACAGUCGCUGGAGGGCACCCUAUAGUUCGCGACAAGAUGAAAGUUGAAAAGGUCGAUUUUCAAGUGACCGCUAAUACAAAUAGAAUGGACAACAAGGUCAUAGGCAAGAACAAAAAGGGGGCACAGAACCUUCAGAGUGAGUCCAUCCUGUGUAAGGUCCACUGCAGUGGCGGAAAAUCUUACACCAUUUACUCCUGCAUCAAAGGCAAGCUGGUGGAAGUGAAUGAAAUUUUAUUUUCGCAUCCACAAUUACUCGUAGAAAAGCCUAACACGGAGGGCUAUGUGGCCAUUAUCCUCGUUCGACUCUCCGACUACGAUUCGCAAUUCCAGCGGCUGAUUUCUGAAGAUGAGUAUGGCGAAGUUCUUUCAUCGAGGGCCAAUGAGUUAGACCGCCCCGAGACGCUCACGUUAGAAGGAGGCAAACAUGCGGGGAACGAUCCUCCAACUUGAUGCUGGCUGGCUGCCCGGAUGUUACGAGGUCUUAUUGGUUUCCCACGAAGUUUAAGGAUUGAGACGAUCAUAGGCGUACUUGUACAUUUUCACGAGAGGGAUGACACUUUUUGCGCGAAUAUCAACUCUCCAGUUUCCCAAUGUUGACACUCUCUUGUAGUUGAAACAGAAUAAAUUGAAUAUUCGGACACCUCGCGGCGCAAAUAUGAAGAUGAGUUGGUUGAUGCCCGAAUAUCGGAAUUUUAAGAAUGCUAAGGGGGCUGCAGCAUCGUAGUUUUAAAGGUACCAACUCUGCAACAUACCAUAUUUUAUAAUUUUCAUCAUAAAUAUCUAUUAUCAUAUGCCAAAUAUAAUGCGUAUUAUGUAAAAUUUAGACAUACUGUUUAACAUAAAAUUGAUAUUACUUGUGUGCUAAAGAGCUUAUAAACAGUCAUUCGAGACCAAAUAGUACUGUUCUUUGAAAAAUUAAAACGAUUCGCUUGCCUUGUAAAUAUUUUCCCUAUUUCGUUUUCUACUCCGGAAGAAAUGUCUGAUUUUCUUCAGACGUGCUCUGCUGUCUGCCCUUCCACAUUCCUGUAUCGUGAUAACACAUGAACAUCUGCCAAAUGUUAUCUCUUGAUGUAUUUUUGGAUGACCCCUUUUUAUUUAAUGUGUCAAAUUGUAUUGUCUGUCCAUUUACGGGUCCCACUUCAGCCGUUAAGGAUCAUUGGUAUCACCAUCACUAUACUAAAGUGCAACGUAAGGAGAGACAACCCCGAAUAUGAAUAACAGAGAUAAUUAUUGUCGGGAUUCAAUGGCGUAGCUACGCCCCCCCCCCCAAUCGAAUGUCAAAAAAGGAGAGAUAAGAGUGAUGGGAGAGAUUAAGGAAAAGGAAAAAACAAUGACAAAAUAUACAUGUAAGAAGAUAGAUUGCUCGAAAACGCUCUUCAAAGAUUGUAGUAUUAUGUGAAUUAGUAACGUAGAGAGAACUGUUGUAAAAGGUGCAUGGAACGAUUAUCGAAAAUUUCUUUGGGGGCGAUCCUAUCUGUGUCCUUGAUGUAGCGUACAUCAGAGAAGAAAAAGAAAAUGGAGAUAAGAGUAAAAGAUAGAAGACAUUCGGGAAAAGAGACGGAGAGAGUAUGAAUGUGUGUCCGUUUCACUCCCGGCCUAGACAUUAUGACAACUCAAAUGUUGUCCUCUAGUCUAGUACAGAGUUUUCAACCGGGUGCUGCGAGAAUGUUUUGAAAUAACGUCAACUUCAUGGAUACAAAGUAUCAGAAACCGCUAAGUGCCCAAAUAUAUAUCUCACUUCGGGUAUUUUUAUGAAGGAGUAACAUUUCAGAGAUAGUAAAGUGUAUUAUUCCUCGCUCGCUUCUCUCGCUCGCAGGAUUCAGAAACAGGAUAGUUCAGGCAGCGAGGUUCAUGAAUAUCCCCAUAUAUUACAUUGUAAUAAAAAUAUAUCCGGGCAACUCGCUGCCCGAAUAUCGACAUGAUUCGGGCAGCAUAUGGCAUUAUAACCUUAUUGUAUUUUUGUUACCGAAAUUAAAUUUUAUGCUACACCAAAGUGUCUUUUCCCCCCGCUCGCUUCACUUCUCGCAAAAUUGAUAAAUUGGGAUGAUUUCCGGCAACGAGAUGACUGAUCCCACGCUACGCCCUUAUUUGCUAUUUAUUAGUGUUAUUUGACAUCAUUGUUGGAAGGGGUACAAGGGAGGUCUUCCAAUCAGUAACAUAAGCAGAGAUGGAUUUAAUGAAAUAAACUGCAGAAAAGGUUGUGUAAA